AUGCUUGACCGUUCCUCCAAAUACCAUGACUAUCACGUGAUGAAAUGUGACGUCAGCAAGCCUCAAGGAUGGUACAGAUUCACUGGCCAAUCAGGAACUCGCAUGACAACAGCCUGUGUCAAGAAACAUCACUGUGGCACACAGUAUCCUGGAUGGCUGCGUGGUGAUCAUCCCUCCAUCCAAGACGGUAACGUGACAAGGACAGUGUGUUUUACAAAAGAUGGCAAUUGCUGUUACUGGUCCGUAAACGUAACCAUACGUAACUGUAGUGGAUUUUACGUUUAUGGGAUCAGUGAAGUACCAGAUCAGUGCCCUUUUAGAUUUUGUGGGAACGGGAUGAAAGACGUGGACUGUGCGGACCGACAAGGUAACACUUACUCCAACGGCGAGAUAUGGUAUCCAAACGAACUCCAACAAUGCACUUGCAACAAUGGUAAUGUCACGUGCAAGACAAACACUACUGGAUGCUGGGAUCGUUUGGGCAUUGCUCGCACAACUCGUGACGUAUGGUUUGAGGACGAUGGACGAUCUGUUUGCCGCUGUAGUUUGUUUGGGAAGCCAACUUGUAAAGAAUACCAUUCUCAAGUUUGUCUUAGUGAUGAUAAAAUAGUUCAUACCCAAAGCAGUCAAUGGUUUAUGUCCAACUGUACUAACUGUACUUGUAACAAGGGAAAGAUCUCAUGUACACAACACAACAUUAAGGCUUUCUAUGGUCGCUUCGUGGUGAAAGCUAAGACUUGCUAUCUUGACUCUGAGCCACGUUGUAAAAUUUCCAAUGAAACUACACGCGAUUGCAACGUUUAUUUCAAGUCAACGGCGUCACAGUAUUUCUACUGUGAAAAACAUGACGAAGUUGUCAGAGUCAAACAUCUUUGCAACAGCGUCCAAGAAUGCACCGACGGUUCUGACGAGAAAAACUGCAAAAACAAAAAAUACACCGGAAAGGAUCCCGAAAUAUGUCACGCAAAAUUCUGUAACGUCACAAAUUUUAUUAAUACGAAGUCACGCAUUUGUGAAGCAAUUGAGUUUCGACCACAGAUUGAUUCCUUAAAAAUUGCUGGUGAAACCUGGGAAUACAAGAACUGCUCGUUCGUAUUUAGUGGUGCUAAGAGAUCAAGAAAAUGCCCAUUGUUCAUGAUCAGCCCCCAUUGUUAUGUGUAUAAUGGUGGAAUAUGUUGUGCGAAGCGUUGCCAAGCUUUAUCUGAAAUAGCCAACGAGCUUCGUCAAGAUCCUGGAUUUCACAAUUGUUCCGUCGACAAUAUGAUAGUUACUAAGAAUGAUGUUGUUGGCGACAAAUUUGCAUGCCAAGAAAAUGUCCGAACAUUUUUGAAUAAAGGAAUUGCUAACAGGCAGCCGUCUAUUCAAGGGUCAGCCUAUAGCGAAACAUGCAGUCAGCCUUAUUGCCGCAGAGUGUGGGAAUUUAUGCAGCUUAAAGAAGAGGAUUGUACAGUGUGCCGGUUCGACAAGUUUUAUCAAAGCCCAUCGCAGUGGAUGUUGGGAGAUAUUCCUUUCUAUUGUAGCAAUACUCGCUUUAAUGGUGGCUGCUACAUUGCAAGUGCUCCAAAAAGCUUCAUCCAAUGCACGGGGAGUUAUCCAGAUAUUCGGAAUACAACUAUCUUUUCAAGCUCUCGACACUUCAUGUGUCAAAGCGGAGAUCAGGUCAUCCAUAAGGAUUUGGUUUGCAAUAUGCGGAAAGAAUGUUAUGACGGUUCGGACGAAGUGUUAUGUACAAGCUACCAUUGCACAAACAUGCGCAAAGGACACGAUUUCUGGGCUUGGCCACCGAUAGGUACAGAGAUGUCGAAGAACUGUUCUGAUAUAAAUCCAGCAUGGACAGGAAACUUUAGAGCAAAAUGCUUUAUAAACAACCGAGUGAAAAUUACUCAAUGGGACGAUGAAUGCACUUGUGAAGACAAGACGCUAGUAGAGCACUAUACUAGAAGGAUCAAGGAAGCAAAUGUAUCGACAGAUCUGCAAAAUAUUCUAGAAGACAUCAUCACCAACUCAAGCACAUUUUCCAAUAGAGGAAUUCUCUUGGGAUUUUUGGAGCAAAUUCUUCAAAAAGCCAUGUCACAAUUUGAACGUCCUAUCACGUGGGCAAACGAUAAUGAAAACGGGUUGUUUGCUGAGAAAUCAGACUCAAAGCUUUCAAAACCAAACAUCACUGGAGACAUCAAUAAACUGCUCGGAUCAUUCAUCUCAGGUUUUUUGAAGCAUUUCAGCUUGAAAAGGCUCAAAGAAAAAAUCUACGUUCACAAGAACCUGAUGGCAUCGCUAUGUAUGGCAAAUAUAGUCUACAUGAUAGAUGUGACAUUUACAAGUAGAAAUACAUAUACGGACAUAUGCACGGGCAUAGCUGUGACACAACACUACUUCCACACAGCGGUCUUCACAUGGAUGUCAGCUGAAGCUCUUAAUUUGUAUUUCAUGAUCGUGAAAGUGUUCGCGGUGGAUAAACAAAACAUCAUUGCGUAUUCCAUCAUUGGUUGGGGAAUUCCCUUGAUAGUGGUUGGCGUCACCGCUGCCGUCACACCUUCUACCUACGAUAUGGCCGUCACGCAAGAAGACAUCUACUGUGGAGUUCUGAAGUAUGAAAUGAAGCUGGAAAGAAACUUUUGUUGGCUGAACGAUGGCUUCUGGAUUUACAAUGGACCUAUAUUGGUAGUUUUGCUGGUCAAUCUGGUUCUAUUUUUUGUCUUUCUUCGAGUUAUUUUCAGCAAGAUCUCACAACGAUUUGCACAUGACAAUCUACAGAAAGCCAAGCGAGGAAUCAAGGGCGUUUUUGCGUUGUUCCCUUUGCUUGGUAUUACAUGGCUUCUUGGAUUUCUGGUCUCAUUUCACUGGGUUCUUACUUACAUCUUCAUCAUUGUCAACUCCUCUCAAGGAAUCCUAUUACCAGUGUUUCACUGCUUCCUUGAUGAUCAGGUCAGAGAAGCAUUAGCGCGUAUCCGACAGAAAAGAAACAUUGCCAACAUGGUCAUUGACGAACAAAAAGACAAAAAAGCCAAAAUCAACAAGAAAACUGACCAAGCCAAUAGCAAUGAUGGCUUUGAUUCGUGUAAAGCUGAGAUCGCAAACAAAGCAGAAGUUCGUGAGGAAGGCCAUGGUACCAAGGCGAUGGUACCAACUGCUACCAUUGAAGAAACUAGAUUGUAACAACUGUAUU
Exaiptasia diaphana is the source of this 3166-nucleotide messenger RNA. RefSeq lists its product as uncharacterized. NCBI's taxonomy places the organism in Eukaryota, Metazoa, Cnidaria, Anthozoa, Actiniaria, Aiptasiidae. The transcript is spliced from 26 exons. The coding region runs from base 1 to 3156 and encodes 1051 amino acids. Gene Ontology annotation, biological process: cell surface receptor signaling pathway; adenylate cyclase-activating G protein-coupled receptor signaling pathway. Gene Ontology annotation, cellular component: membrane. Gene Ontology annotation, molecular function: G protein-coupled receptor activity; protein binding. The record is from RefSeq and is a predicted model, not a curated record.